AUGGCACCCAAAGACUCUGCUAGUAUUGAUGUUGGAUAUCCCAUCAUGGGAAUCAAAUUCCUCAACAACAAGACUAUUCUUGUAGCUGGUGGUGGAGGAGAAGGUAACAAUGGGAUUCCUAAUAAGAUCACCGCAAUCAAAUCCAGCUUCAAGGUGAAAGAUCCCAAUAGAAAAUUGCAACGGUUUAGAGAAAUCACGUUGCCUUCAAAUGAAGAUUCGCCACAAUGUAUAGACACCGCCAAAUUAGUUGGCGAAAACAAGUUUAAUGUGGUACUUGGUUGCAACCAGAGUUCACAAUUGAUCAAGUCCAUGAAUAUCAACAAUAAUAUCAGAAAGUAUGAAUAUACCAAUGAAGAGCAUUUGCGAUUUGUAGAUGCUGCCCAAUUCGAAGCAGAGAUUAAUGGAGACGCAGACGACUACCCAAAGAUUGUGAGAUUGGCACAAAACAACAAUGUGGGUUGUUUUAUGACAUCAAUCGUUCCAUCUUCAAUUUAUAUUUUCAAUCCGGAAACUUUGGAGUUGAAUUAUAAAUUUAUACCUGACAAAAGUAUCGAAAUAAAAGAUUUUGUGUUGAGUCCACAUGAUGGGAAUUCAUUGUGUUAUAUUACAUCAAAUUCGAUUAAUGUUGUUGCAACAAAUAACACCAGUAAUGUUGAGUUGUCGUCCGUUUCUAUACCAAAUUUGGAUAAACAAUUAAAGGGCUACGUGUUGUCCAAAGUUAGAUAUAUCAAUAGCGAUGAAUUAUUACUUGCGGCAACAUUUGUUGGUAAAAAGGGUGCGGUCUUGUUGAGACUAAAUAUUCCAAAUAAGAAAAUCAUCCAAACACAAGUGAUCUCUAAAAAAGGCGUGAUUGUGUCGAUGGAUGUUUCUCCCACCAAAGUAGCUGUGGCUACCAAUGACUUGGCAUUAACAUUGAUUAAUUUGUCAAACUUAAAAGUGUUAAAAGCUUUCAAAAACUUACAUUCUUGGGCAAUUACAAGUGUGAGCUUUUCUCCUUCCGGAGACAAAGUAGCUAGUGUCCUGGCAAGUGGGACUUUAGUUGUUUCUAAAAUUUCCUCGAUAGGCAGAUCAGGUGGCUCUGGUUGGUUUUUGCUGGUGUUACUUGCUUUAGUUUUUGGUAUUGUUGCUAUUCUUGCUGCUGUAUUCCCUGACUUUGCUACUCAAUUGACUGGUCAAUCGUCAUUGAUCGAUUACAAAUUUUUUGAUUUUGCUGUUCCAGUUUCGAUUGUGGCUGAAAAGUACUCAUCUAUUGUUUCCCAAUUCUUGGAUACUAAAUCCACUACAGUUUCAAGCGUCGAAUCUAAAAUUUUGGAUAAUACACCAAGCGCUGAAAUUCCAACCACUGAGUCUACAUUUUUGCAGUCUGUCGAUCAUCAAGAUCCAAUUAUUGAUUCCUCCGAGGUUGAAUCUGCAGAUGUGGAAACCACCGUUAUUGAGGUUGUCGUUGAGGAGACCACGGUUGUGGAGAACUCUUCUGUUGAAACCUCCAUUAUUCCAUCCGAGGUCAGAGAAGCACAUACUGAAAAGUCAUCAUCUAUUGAAGAAUCACAUGUUCCAUCAACUUUUAUUGAAUCAGAUGUUGUGUCUUCGACAGAAACAUCCUCUUCUGUUGAAUCUUUGGUGGAAUCACCUGUUGUUGAAUCUUCAGUGGAAGAAACUCCAAUUGUUGAAUCUUCACCCGUACAGCCUCCUAUUAUCGAAGAAUCAUCUUCUUUCGAAUUAGAAUUCCUGGAAUCAACUACUGAGUCUCAAGUUGUUCAAUCAUCUGUUAUUGAAUCUGUUGAGGAAGAAUCGUCACUUGAAGGAACUACGAUCAUAGAAUCGCAAUCUGUGGAACCACCUGUUGUUGAAUCUUCCCUGAGUGAGAUAUCAUCUGUUGAAUCAUUUUCUUCAGAACCUGCGAAUGUGGAGUCAUCAUCUACUGAAUCUUCCGUCUUAGAAUCUUCAUCUGUUCGAGCUUCAUAUAUUGAAUCUCCAUCGGUUGAAUCGUUGCCUGUUGAAUCCAUAUCUGUCGAAUCUCCAUCCACUGAAUCACCAACUGCUGAGUCUAUGUCUGUUGAUGUUUCAUCUACUGAGGUUUCAUCUAGCGAGUCUCCAUCUACUGAUCCAUCUUCUGAGUCUCCAUCCCCUGAUGUUUCAACUGUUGAAUCAGCUAGGGUCGAGUCCUCUUCUGUUGAAAAUCCAUCUGUCGAAACUUCAUCUGUUGAAACCCCUUCUACUGAAACCCCUUCUACUGAAACUCCACUUACUGAAACUUCAUCUACUGAACCAUCAUCCGCUGAAAUUCCCGCUGUUGAAUCUAUUAGUCUGGAAUCUUUAUCUGUUGAAACUCCGUCUAUAGAAGUAUCAUCAGCAGAAUCUCAUUCUGUUGAACCCAAUGUCACUGAGUCUUUGUCUGUUCAAAGCUCAACUGCUGAAUCCGAUACCGCUCCUUCAUCAAUCACAUCGGCAAGUACCAAGAAAGCAAGAGUAAAAAGAACAAUUACCAAAAAGGUUACUAGAACUAUCAAAAAAGAUGAAUUGUAA
Molecule: messenger RNA, 2526 nt
Organism: Candida albicans SC5314
Lineage: Eukaryota; Fungi; Ascomycota; Pichiomycetes; Serinales; Debaryomycetaceae
Gene: SEC12
Product: Sec12p
Exons: 1
Coding region: 1-2526 (841 amino acids)
Biological process (GO): protein secretion
Cellular component (GO): endoplasmic reticulum membrane
Molecular function (GO): protein binding; GTPase activator activity; guanyl-nucleotide exchange factor activity
Source: RefSeq, a predicted model, not a curated record